AUGAUGAUUUCCCCUUGCAGUGUAUCCGUCUCUUCAGACACGUCGUUCUCAACAUUUUGAACUGUUUCAGUGGGGGUUCACAAAUUAACAUUCAGUGGGGCUACCGCUUCUACUCUUCAUCAAAAUAUCAAUUAACUAACAAAGCUCGCUUUGUGGAACUUACUACCCAAACUGUGGAGGCGUUUGAAGAAGCAUUGCAUGUUAGUUUUGAACAGAACAAUGUCUUCAUUGAAGGAGCCACUUUGAAUCAAAUGACUGGAGCUAGUGUUCUCAGUCGAACUCUUCAAGAUAUAUUUUCAGAUUACGAAUGGAAAACCACUUCUAAUGCCCUGACUCCUACCAGAAAAAGGAAAAGAACUGGAAAACAACUUGAUCAGAGCUUGCAAAAUCUUGUUUUCAUAUUUACCGAAGUACCAACUGAUGAAGGAAUAAGCUCAUUCUGCAGAUCCAGUGUUCAAGAUGAACUGUCCACUGUCAAAUCAGUUACUGAUGCUAUUUUGCCUAAAGAGUUGGCAAAAUGCUUUCAAGAGUUUCAACUAAGUCUGAAUUUCAUUGAUUUGUCAAAUGAUAAAAAGACAAUAUUUAGAAAAAUUGCUGGUAAUCUACGUGGGGCAGUAAUUAAUGCCUUGUCAUUUACCUCACCCUUUAGUUUUAGUCAAAUUUUGCAAGCUUCAUGCUUGGCAGAAGGUUACUCUAAAGAAAUGUGUUCUUCUUGCCAGUCUCUUUCACUUGGUUCCAAAACAGUUACCUUAGUACUCAAUGAACAAGAGAUUGAGUUUCAGUUGCAGUGCUGGAACCCUAGUUGCAUCAAAUCUAGUCUUCGUUCGGAAGACGAAAAUGUUAACACAUCUGUAAUCAAUUGCAAGACUGCACAGAAAACAUCAGUCCCAAUCUUAAACUGGUUCAGGUAUGAAUCACUACAUCUACUCUCCAGCAGGAGUGCGUCGAUACCGAAGCUUUUUUCACAGAAAAUAUCAUGGAUUGGUCAGUUGAACGACAGAUUUUGCUACGUUUCCCCACUUACUUCCCGUACAGCUUUUAUGCUAUUCCCAUCCGCCGAUUGCAUUUCCUUUCAAUCCUGGGCCACUAUUCUUUUUGGUUCAAUAAACCAAGAAAGCUCCACAGUCCGCGGUAUCAAUGACUCGGAAUUUUGUCGAAAGAAUUGUUGAAGAUCAGCGCAGAAGUUCGCCAUUUACCGAAGAUCUUUCACCUUCAAUUCCUAACCAGUGCCUCAACUGGUCUCCACUCAGUCACCUCAAAGGAAAUUAUGUUGAAAAGACAGGGGUUCACUUAGGAACGCAUUGGCAAAAUUUAAAACAUUGCUUUCAGAGUGAAGAAACACAGGAAAAAUGUUUAAAAGAAUUCAACAACAAUUCCUUUGAUCAACUGUCCCGCUCAAUUCCUCAAAACGACACGCAUUUAGGUUAUUUGGCCAGUGAAGGAGGUGCACUUAAAAAAAUUGGUUCUAAUAGGAUUCAAAACCUUCGCGCGUCUACUCUUCUGCAAAAAAGUCAGGAAGUUCGAGCAAAGAACGAUGAAAUAGAACGUGAAAAAAUUAAUCGGGAGAAACAAAUAGCCGAAGAAAGAAAGGAAAAGAUCUGGAAUGAAGUUGAAAUGUACUUGUUAAGUCUGCGUUCAUCGAUCGAAUUUGGCGAAGAUAAGGUUGAAAUAGUUCCAAGCAGAGUAGAAUUCGUUCAUCAAGAGAUACUGGAUCGCUGUUUAAAACUUAAAAAUCAAGAAAGUAACUCACAGCUUGAAGACUGGCAACUAUUCUGCCUAGUCCAAGUGAUAGCUAGUACAAUUCUCUAUGUAUGGAAAGAAAAACAAUCAAUAGUGAAAGGAUUUGAAAUAAUUCGGCAAAACUUCCUUAAAAAACCAGGAACAGUUAAUCGCUUAAUCCCAAAAGGCAAAAAAGUCCUCGAAUUCAAGUUUCAAAUUAUGCUUCGACUUGAAUUAUGUUGGGUUGUCCCUUCGCUGAUUGGAGAAGAAGAAGAAGUGCUGCAAGACACAGUUAGUUUGUUCCAAAUGCUGGCAAUCCAUUCUUCUCCUCAACUUAUCUCAAGUUUUUUCCAGGACGGUUUGGUAGUCAGCUUCGAAAACAUGUUACCCGAGUUUCUUGUUAACUUGGGAGAAGAAUUAAAUCAGCCUAUUCCGGCCAGCUUGAGUGAUAUUGUGCGAUCGAAAAAUUCAGCGCGAACUCCUAGUCCAACAUUAAGCUCCAGAACGUUGACGGUUCAUUCCGUUUCUCGGAACGAAACAUUAGACAGCCAAAGAUCAGUCACACUCGAUUUAAGGUCGAGGACACUGUCUAGACAACCAAGUCUAACUGUUCUUCAGCACAAAAAGCAGAUUAUACUUCCAAAUAAAGUUGAGCGGAUUCCUGUUGUCACCACCAAGAAAGAAGAGCCCAACGAGGUCGUACGGGUACGACGCAGUUUGCAGUUUGGAGGAAUUGAUGCAACUCUCAAGAAAACUCGAAUCAAAUCUCCAUCUAAAGCAACAUUUACAUCCAAGAAACUGAAAACGUCGUUCGAAUCACUAGCGCAAUUCACUACACCUAGCAAAGCAACGGAUCAAAUUUUGGCGCCAGAGACCCCAUCACGACUUCGCAGCGAUAACAAAAACAAGAAAACUGAUGGAAUUCACGUCGUCGGUGAAUCCCCAGAAAUUAAACAAGAGGUUUUGCGAAGGAGUCCUCGAAGAUUGGAAGCUGCCAUCGCUUUACGACGGCGAGCGUCUUUUUAUUCGACGCUAACCUCUGAUGUGAACCCGGAAAAGGGGGCGUCACGGAACUGGACCAGGGGGGAGAGCCAAGUCUGGUCAGAGAAGGCCAAGGCUAAUACUAGCAUCCAGCCUAUGGAAGAAAACAGUCAGCAAACUGGACGAUCAACACGCUUUUUCUUUUCGAAAAUUCUAUCGCGUAAUGAUUCAAUAUCCACCAGUGAGCUAGGCUUUAGUCAUGGGGUUGGGGUGAACAUUGUCGUACCCGACAGUUUAAUGCCAAUGCCAUCACUCGGCAAGUGUGGCAUCGGCAGUUACUCACGCAAUUGAAGAGUAUGAUGGUGAUAGGCUUUUCUUGGGCUAGCAAUACGCCUGGUGAAGUAGUGAGAGCAUAAUGUACUACGUAUUUCUAGCUCCCUUACAUUGCCCGAGCACGCCAACUUGCCCUGAAAAAAGGUGUCGUUUAUGUAAUCUUAUUUUUAUUUAUUUGAUGUAUUCAUUAGUUCAGUAGGGCGGCGCACUGAACGCUUAUGCCGCGGCAUUCGGGUUCAGGAAGCUGAAGGCCUUUACGUGCUCGUCUGAUGUAUUUGCUGGUGUCUUAUCUUCAACAACUUAGAAUACAGUGCUUA
Molecule: messenger RNA, 3350 nt
Organism: Daphnia pulicaria
Lineage: Eukaryota; Metazoa; Arthropoda; Branchiopoda; Diplostraca; Daphniidae
Exons: 11
Coding region: 1138-3051 (637 amino acids)
Biological process (GO): mitotic G2 DNA damage checkpoint signaling; mitotic DNA replication checkpoint signaling; regulation of DNA-templated DNA replication initiation
Cellular component (GO): nucleus
Molecular function (GO): chromatin binding
Source: RefSeq, a predicted model, not a curated record